Prorocentrum cordatum is the source of this 1623-nucleotide messenger RNA. The record is from the annotation of a GenBank genome assembly. Lineage: Eukaryota; Dinophyceae; Prorocentrales; Prorocentraceae.
GGCAUCCAGCGGCCCUGCGUCGGCUACGGCCGCUUCUUGAGGCCAGCGGGGCAGAGCCGCCGAUGGGUCGACGCUGCGUUGGGGCCACCCCGCGACGCGCUUCGCAUGGAAUUGGCAUUGGCGGCCGACGCCACGCCGCGGGAAUUGCCGAACGAGGCGGCCAGCGACCGCGCGGCGCCCUGCCUUCGGACGCGCCCCCGCAAGCAGCGGCCCGCGGAGAAGUUCGGCAUCCCAGCCUUCUUCGAUUCGGCGCACUUUCAGCACGCCUCUCAGCGGGUGCUCGAUGCCGCGGACGCGUCGCAAAUCGACGCCGAUGCAAUUUCCGGGGGGAUCGGCGCGGAAUUGCCUGGAAGCAACGCCAGGGCGGCGCGGCGCCGGGACUUCAAGCUGUCAGUCUCCGCCGCAGCGCGCUGGGUCAACGGCGCCCAUCUCUGGCGGGCCACAGUCGACGCGGCGUCAGCCUUCGACGCGAUGGGCGCCCAUGCAGUGGCCGAUGUAGUCCGCGCCCUUGUCGGCGACGAGCGCCGCGCGAUGGCGGCCGCGAGGAUCACUGACCGCAUGAAGUGGAUCUACCCGCGACGCUACUCGCGAGAGCCGCCGACGCCCGCGGCCGAUGGACUUCCGGCGGCUUGCGACGCAGGCGCGCGCGACCUCGGCCGUCAUCCGCCGGCCGCGACGCGCCCCACGGCGCACUCAUUGGGGGGCUUCAUCGGGCCUACCGACAAGCUGAGAGGCCCCUCGGUCAAGCGGCGGGACCGAGCCGGGCGGCUCGCCGAGUCGCGCGCCCCGCUGCAGCCCAGCUCCAACCAGUGCAACGCGGCGGCGGCCGCCUGCUCGGCGCGCUCCUGUUGGUUCGCGUUCAUGAAAUUUCGCCGCUGGGCGAGAAUGCCCGCGCGGCGCGCGAGCACAGUGAACUUCUUCCGUUCGCAGCUCAAGUGGCGCCGCGAGCGACCGCCCGUCAAUCGCGCGAGCAGCGGCGGGAAAAUUGCGCGCUGGCUGCUGGAAGGUAAAGUGGCGAUGCCGCUCGCUGGAGACACCGGCAAGAACCGCCGCGCGGCGCAGCGGGCCCCAUGGAAAGCCCGCCCUCGCGCCCUGCAGGGGCGCCUCUACGAGGACACCGUGGCGAGCACCAUCCGCGGGCGGCUGGCGGCGCGGCGCCUGGCUGCGCAGGGCGCAAAUGCGCUGGAUUUGCAGCUGCUCGUCGCGAUCGGCGCCGUUGGGCCGCGGCCGGCAAAUCUGCCGCGCAUACUGGGGGGCCCGCGCGUGGGGCCGCCGCGCAUGAUGGUUGCGAGCAGCGACGCGGCAUGCUCGGACUCGAACGCGCACCCGCAGAUCUGGAGAGCCGCUGAUUUCGGACGCGUCCCGCGUUGGAUUCCCAUUCCUAGAUCGCGCGCCUGGCCCAUCACGCAGGCGCCGGCGCAGGGCUGGGCGACGUCGCAGGGGGUCCAGCGGUCCAGCGUGACCCAACGCGCCCAAGGCGCCGGCGUCAUUCCACAUUGCUCCGUGGACUCCCGGAGCAGCGCGCUGGACUCGAUCGCGAGGAUGGCGGUCGCGCGUGCAUUCUGUCAUUCCACGAAGGACAUGCCGACUGGCACUAGGUGGCUUGCGCUUCGGCGGGGGUAG